This is a messenger RNA of Eriocheir sinensis (Chinese mitten crab), 960 nucleotides long. RefSeq lists its product as uncharacterized. Lineage: Eukaryota; Metazoa; Arthropoda; Malacostraca; Decapoda; Varunidae. The coding region runs from base 1 to 960 and encodes 319 amino acids. The transcript is spliced from 3 exons. The record is from RefSeq and is a predicted model, not a curated record.
AUGUUGUUUUUGACCAUCAGGAAAGCAGACAAAGCUGCCACCUACGUCAUCAUGGAAACUUCCGAGUACCUACAGAAGAUUGAUGACAUACUCAACGAAACUACAAAAUUCAAAAGAAUAACCAGGGACCCAACGGAAGACCUCAAGAAAAAAGUAAACAAACUGAUAGUCAAAAACAACAUUGCCAGCAGAAGUAUCAAACUAGAAAAGCUCUCUGGUGAGUUCAGCAUGGGUUAUUGUUAUGGGAACGUCAAGACCCACAAACCAGGCAACAAACUCCGGCCUAUCAUAUCCCAAAUACCAACGCCGACCUACAACCUAGCGAAACAACUGUGCACCCUCCUGACCCCCUACGUACCCUCCACACACAACCUACAAGCAUCGUCAGAUUUUCUCGACAUCCUGAAGACCAGCAACACAAGAGGAAGAGUUGCUUCCCUUGAUGUCGAGUCGCUCUUUACAAACGUACCUGUGGACCGCACCAUCAACUACAUCAUCGAACGGCCGUCCUACGAGAUCUCCUGGAAAGAAGCUCCAUUCACCUGCCCACGCGGAAACAAGUACUGCCAGAUUGACGGAGUAGCCAUGGGCUCACCCCUCGGAGUAUUACUGGCAAACUUCUUCAUGGGCUGCGUCGAAGAAGAAGUAUUCAAGAAGCUCGACAAACCAGAUAUAUACUGCCGCUACAUAGAUGACAUAUUCAUCAAGACCGAGAAUGACGACGACGCCGAGCGGCUCAGACUUUGCCUACAGGAAGUUUCCGGCCUCAAGCUGACAAUAGAAAAGAGCGUCAACAACUCCAUCCCAUUCCUGGACAUACUCGCUGAGGACCUACAGGCCCUACCGAGCAUGCGCCGACAAACAGGCAGCCAUCAAUCAUCGAUGCGCGCGCACGAGGGACGCGGGACGAGCCAGUCAGCGUCCCGCCCAGAGGAGAGUAGCAGCGAGGCUCCAGCUUAA